UGUCCCCAAAUAAUCAUGUUCUCUAUUCCAAAUUACUCAUAAUCACUGAAUAUGCCAUGAGAUUUUAACAUCUUGAGAUUUUUAUAUGAUCCAAUAGAUUUGAGAGUACAGGGUUAUUUAGAAACAAAGGAUCGUUGCUGGUGAUGAUACUCAGGAGGGCCGCGAAUUCAAACACAGGCGGGGAUCGUUCCACUUCAACUACCAGCAACCCCGUAAAGCAUUCAUCAGAGAGAGAGAGAUGGAGAACCAGAUUAAACAUUUCAUCCAUGAACAUCCAUUGAGAAUGGAGAAAGGUGUGCUCGAUGAUGAAUGCUUCUGCUUGUUAUGCCACAAAGACAUCGCUUCACCAAUGUACUCGUGUUGCAAUGAGUUUUGCUUGAGAAAGGUGUACAUGCACAAAUCAUGCGCUCAAUUCCCACAAGUGAUGCUACAUCCCUUUCACCCACACACUCUGACCCUCCUCAUCAGGCCCCGAAAUGAAUUUGAGUACUUCGACUGCGAUGCCUGUUGGAGGACCGGUCGGACCCAUAGUAACUACCAUUGUUUCAAGUGUGACUUUAACCUCGACAUUUGUUGUGCUUCACUAAUGCCUGCCAAAAUCCUAGUCCACCAGAAGAAUCAAUCCCAAAUUCAACAUCAUAUACUACGUCACCCACAUCCCUUGAUUGUCUGCAACAACAACGACACGAUUUUGUUUAAUUUUACCUGCUCUUUCUGCAAGUUACCCAUCAAUGGAAGUCGGAUCUAUGUUUGCCUUUACUGCAAGUGCUUGCUCGACCAAUCAUGUGCCGAGUGGCCUUCACAGAUCGAACACCCUUGCCACCGAAAACACCCACUCACCCUGCUUGACCAACGUUGGAAUACAUUUUCGAGGCAAUGUAGAGCUUGUGGGAAGGUGCUUGAGAAGGGCCUUCUCUUCAAAUGUGAUGAUUGUCGUGUUAGAAAUGACCAACGUGUGGAUUCAAGUCGGUGCAGCGCUUGUGGGAAGUUCCUGACAGAGGGCUUUUCCUUCAACUGUUCUGAGUGUAAUUUCAGCCUGGACCCAUUGUGCGCUUCGUUGAUACCAUUGCCGUCGUCUACCCAAAAUUCUCAAGGCAGCAGCAGGGACGAUGAGUUCCAGAUUCAACAGCUAAGACACCCCCACCCCUUGAUUCUUUGUGAGAAGAAAAAGGAUUACCGUAUAUCUUGCGAUGCUUGCCAGCUUCACUUUGAGGAUGAUGAUUCUAUUGUCUACAUCUGUCUUGAAUGCAAGUUUUUGCUUCACAAAUCUUGUGCUGAUUUGCCUCUGCAGGUAAAAAGCUCAUUUUGCCACCACCAACACACACUCACCCUGCUCCAAUAUUCACUUGGUCAGUUGUGCAAGAAUUCGCUCAGGGAAGAAAAUAUUGGCGAUGCAAAUGAAUUCAGCGGUAAAUUUAAGUGCCAUGCGUGUCAAGUAUAUGCUUCAGGCUUUGCAUAUGUAUGUACCAAGUGCGCAAUCUUCUUUGACAUUAGAUGCCCAAUUUCAAAACCCUUCCUCAUCAGCUCUCAACUUCAACACGAGCACCCUCUUGCUCUCUUCGCCGCCAUACCCUACCUGCUCUAUUGCAACGCUUGUAAUCGGCAAAUCUGCACCUAUUUUUUCCGCUGUGUGGAGUGCGAAUUCAAUCUCCAUGUCGGUUGUGUAACAACAUUGCCACCGACUGUCAAAGAUAAAUAUCAUAGACAUCCCCUCACUCUCACCAAUUCUCCCAUCAAAGACCAUCCAGAUGAAAAUGAAUACUCGGAGUUCAUCUGCGAUUCUUGUGAGGAAAGAAGGGAGUUAUAUGAUCCUACUUACUAUUGUGAAGAAUGUCACUACGUUGCUCAUGUUCAUUGCCAGCUUUCUGAGAUAUUUCCUAUACUAGAGGAGCAGUUCUUGCCUUGCAAACUUGGUGAGACAAAAUUGGAGAUGUCAGCAAGUGUGUGUGAAGAUGGUAAUGGUAUAGGGGAUUGCAAGGAUUUGAUGAUAGAAGAGAUCUUGGGGAAAGAGCGUGACAAGAUGGAGAGUCAAAAGCGUUUUCGUGGACCAUAUGGAGAGGUUUUUUCAGAUGUUUCUACAGACGAUGAAACUGAAGGGACAAGAACUGCUGAACAAUCUUCUCUCACUGAACUAGAUGAGGUAGAGUGGCUAACUACAAGAUUAAAGGCAACAAAGAAAAGAUUGAAAGAACUAGAGGAAAGGCGUGCUCAGUAUGUUGCAUCUCUAUCACCUAAUUUCGGGGAUAAUGACUGAAUGUUUAGUGAAGCACUGAUUUGGAAGAGCAACACAUCAACAAUUAGCAUCAGCGCGUGCGCGAGCGCGCACACAUAGAAAAACCCUAUAUAUAUAUAAUGCUAUAAUUUUAAGGCAAUAACUUGUUUGGUGUCUCAACUAUGUCAGUUAUUUAGUAUACCUUCUCUGACUCAGGAGAACUGCACUUGCACCUAUUCGAUUUUUGAGUUGAUUUUCCUAUUGGCUGGGUUGGGUUGCUUUAGUUUGGUCAUACAGAAUUUGAUGGUAAUUGUAAUUUCAAUCUAUGAACGAACAAUUUUCCUAUCCAAUUGAGAAAAUAGUUGGCAAAUGGAAAGCUCCAGAUUCCAGCAUGUAUAUAUGGUUCAUUAUUUGAUGGACCAAAUUUUGAAGGAAAAUUCUAUUCUACUAAAAUUUUCAUACAAAUUCACUUAAUUAGAAUGAUGUGGCAGUAAAUUUUUUUGAAAUUUAGAAUCAUCUUGGUGGAAUUUUUUUUUUCUCAAAUGAUAAUUUCCCAAUUCAACUAUAUCAUUUUGCACGUUUUUUUUUAUUUGUAUAUCAUUACUCAAUUUAAAAAUA
Messenger RNA from Camellia sinensis, 2830 nucleotides. RefSeq lists its product as uncharacterized. Lineage: Eukaryota; Viridiplantae; Streptophyta; Magnoliopsida; Ericales; Theaceae. The record is from RefSeq and is a predicted model, not a curated record.